Molecule: messenger RNA, 1656 nt
Organism: Linum tenue
Lineage: Eukaryota; Viridiplantae; Streptophyta; Magnoliopsida; Malpighiales; Linaceae
Source: the annotation of a GenBank genome assembly
AUAAACUAUUGCGCACUGGAGAAGAGGCCAAGAGGGCAUGCAUUAAUAUCGCCUGCGGGCUUGGAGAAAGAAUAUAAGCAAAUUUGGAUCAGAAAGCUCGGACGAUUGGAAAGUGAAGAACAUAGAACAAAAAAUGGCGGAGGAAGCAGCAGCUGCGAAAGUGUCAUCAAUAUUCAUCUACCCAAUUAAGUCAUGCCGCGGAAUCUCUGUUCCUGAAGCACCUCUCACUCCUACUGGGUUUCGGUGGGAUAGGAACUGGGUGGUGGUGAACUACAAAGGGAGGGCUUACACGCAAAGGGUUGAACCAAAGCUAGCUCUCGUGGAGAUUGAGCUGCCAAAGGAGGCGUUUCUCGAUGGCUUUGAACCCACGAAGAAUUCCCAUAUGAUUAUAAAGGCUCCUGGAAUGCCUGUGCUUUCAAUACCAUUGACGAAACCACAAGAUGUAGCAGAAGGCGUAUCGGUAUGGGAAUGGUCUGGUUCUGCUCUAGAUGAAGGAGGUGAAGCUGCUAAAUGGUUCUCUGAUUACAUUGGGAAACCUAGUAGGCUUAUUCGUUUCGAUGCAGGUUUGUGCUUUCGGAUUCUAGCUACGAAAUGUUCUUUAGACUAUACUUCCAGAUGCUGCUUAUGUAUGCAUUUCGCUGGUGCAGGAUCACAAAUCAGGCCAGUGGAUCCAGAGUAUGGCCGUGGACACAACAUAAUGUUCUCCGACCUCUUCCCGUACAUGCUCGCCUCACAGGAGUCUUUGGAUGCGCUAAACAAGCUUCUGAAUGAACCCGUUCCAAUUAAUCGUUUUCGACCCAACAUACUAGUUCAUGGUUGUGAGCCGUUUUCAGAGGACUUAUGGUCUGAGAUUAAGAUAAACAAGUCGACAUUUGGUGGUGUGAGGUUGUGCUCCCGCUGCAAGGUACCAACAAUCAAUCAGGACACUGGUGUUGCUGGGUCUGAACCAAAUGCAACACUGAUGCAGUUCAGGUCAGAUAAAGUUCUGCGUCCAGACAAGAAACAGCAAGGGAAGGUUUACUUUGGGCAGAACUUAGUUUGGAAGGACAGUGAAUCAGGAUCAGGGAAAGGAAGCAUCAUCAAAAUAGGAGAUCCCAUUUUCGUACUCAGAAAGGUCUCCUCUCCUGCAGAAGCAGCUGCCUGAUGAUCUCGUCGUCUCAAUAAGGUGGUCGUGUCUGUACGAUCUGCGAGUAGUUCACUACUGUGCAAGGAAUUCCAGGCCAUCUAUUACAUGUAUUCCACUUUGUAAUCUGGUGGUCUGCAUCUCUCCUGAAUAAGAAAUUAGGUAUGAAAUGAAAUGAUGUAACAGGUUUCCCACCUGAAAGUUGGUGUGACAGUGUUUUAAGUUUUAACAUGUUGUUCAUGUAUCUCAUAAUAAUUCAACAUGUUUGAAUCCUGUAAGUUCCCCUGUCUGUUCAACCAAGGUGGUGACAGUCCUAUAGCUCUUUUGUGGCUCCUGGUUUUGCUUGGCCCAAAUCUGGAAAGCUGCUCAUUUUGGUAGAACCAGCCAUUUGUUACCAGAUGUUAAGGAAAGUUGGAAGUCUUUUUCACCUUAGGAUUUUCAGCAAUGUAUGAGUUUUGAACUGCAACUGUUUCUAAUUUGGCAUACUGAAAGCGAUCAAAUAUAGUAAGGCUGGAAGGAUCGAGAAGGCUGAA